This is a messenger RNA of Pseudo-nitzschia multistriata, 1170 nucleotides long. The record is from the annotation of a GenBank genome assembly. Lineage: Eukaryota; Bacillariophyta; Bacillariophyceae; Bacillariales; Bacillariaceae.
CACUAUCAAAAUUGGUGCAGAKGCAAAUCGCAACUGUCACUURUAAAUCUAUGAUUCCAGAGUUGCCGUACAGAAUUGACGAUUCCGAAAAAUGAGUAACGAAACAACCGAAACAACGGUCCAAGAUGAAAAGGGAGCAAUAGAACAGAAAGGAGCUGUCGAAGAGACUUCUGGCUCUGUUGCUGUCGUUGAUGGUGCCGGCGGCAAAAAGAGAAAGAGCAGCAACUCUCGCAUUGCUCCUAUUACAAGCGAAGGAGAUAUGCCCCAAAAGAAAUAUUACCGCCAACGGGCUCACUGUAACCCACUUUCCCACAACGACAAUUUCCAGUACCCCCUUCGACCUGACAAAAUGGAUUGGACAGAAGAACAUUAUCCAGGUUGGGAAAAAUACAAGCCGUCCGGUACAACGGCAGAUGCGGUCGUUCCAACUGUGUUGGAUAUUGGAUGUGGGUUUGGAGGUUUAACUGUUGCUCUGGCUACGAUCCUACCGAACGAAACUAUUUUAGGCAUGGAAAUUCGAGCCAAAGUGACCGAGUUUGUUCGGCUUCGGCUUCUGGCAUUGCGCAAGGAAGUUCCUGGAUCGUAUGAGAACGCGAGUGUCAUGAGGACGAAUUCAAUGAAAUUCCUCCCCAACUACUUUCGAAAGGGUUGUCUCAACAAGCUAUUUUUUUGCUUCCCUGAUCCUCAUUUCAAACGCAAGAAUCAUCCAAGGCGAAUUGUCUCGGAACGCUUAUUAUCCGAAUACGCCUACUUCUUGGCGCCUGGUGGAAAACUCUACUGUAUCACAGAUGUGAAGGAACUACAUGAGUGGCAUGUGGCUAAAUGCGAUGCUCAUCCUCUCUUCGAACGGAUCGAGGACGAAAAAGUGCUCGCCGCCGAUCCUUGUGUCAACGCGAUGGUUACUGAAACCGAAGAAGGAAAGAAAGUAGCACGAAACAAGGGAGACAAGUACUACGCUGUCUACAAGUAUCGAGACGAUCUGGUACAGAACGGGGAGAGAGAAUGGCAAAUGGAAAGUUUUUUCGAUACCUUCCCCGAGGAAUCGAAAGAGUAAGAAUGCAUCAGAGAAGGAAGAAAAAGGAUGUAUUYYAAAUUAGUUUUCUGACACCGUGAACACACGAUUACCAAUCCAACAUUGUUUCCUAUGAGAUAUAAACAUGUAAAUGAUAC